Molecule: messenger RNA, 5665 nt
Organism: Phycodurus eques (leafy seadragon)
Lineage: Eukaryota; Metazoa; Chordata; Actinopteri; Syngnathiformes; Syngnathidae
Product: nascent polypeptide-associated complex subunit alpha, muscle-specific form-like
Exons: 13
Coding region: 965-3568 (867 amino acids)
Cellular component (GO): nucleus; PRC1 complex
Molecular function (GO): zinc ion binding; protein binding
Source: RefSeq, a predicted model, not a curated record
UUGGAAUGUGCGGUGAGUUGGAGAAAUCUAGCCCGAGUACACGAACAUGUGAAAAAGUUCGAUGUCGAAAAGAUUUAAACAACAGCCAUAUAUGUGCUACUUUGAGGUGUGCUUUCCUGAUUUUGGCUGUGCUAAAGAGCCUCAAAGUUCUUGCGGCAACGCGUUGAACCUUUUCUCUGAAGCAUUGAGCUCCAUCCCUCGGCGUCGCGGCCCGCCGCAGAACAUCCCAGCCGACUUCGGGCGACAGGCGAACCCGAACCGCCCCGACCCGCUCACCGAUUUGGAUCUGCCCGCGUAAACCGGGACAAACGGGUCGAAGCACUUGCUGCUCCUCCCUUGGGUGAAGGGCCGAGGUGGGAAGUUUCAACACAAGAGGUCACCGCCGAGCCACCGAAGAUGACAAAACUCCGUGUUAUGGCGUCGUCGGCGUUUACAGAUGUCCUCCAUUACAUCCUGCUUAUUCGUUAUCCUCACCUGCGGGCGAGAGGCGGGCUGCACCCCGAACUGGUCCCCAGCCAAUCGCGGGGCACAAGUAAACAAAACGAGCAUUCACGCGGAGAGUCCUCAAUGAACCGAGCAGGGCUUCACUUCCCCCCCCCAAUCUGCGUCCUGUAUUUCUCUCGCUUUUGCGGCGGCGGAUUUGCUUCUCCACAUUCAAUAUGGCGGCGACGUUCACGUACGGUUCCGGGUCAAGGCGCGGUCUAUGUCAAUUUGGAUGUCUACGGAGCGUGUGGCCGUGACGAGGAAGUCGCUACUGACAGCGACUGCGCUCCAGACUACACUAGUAGCCUCCGCGGAGUCCACUAGUACCCCGGUACACUAGUGGUGGCGAGCCGCUUUCCUCGGCUCCACACGGCCGUCAGCCCGUCGUCGCGGGGACUGCGCUCCUUGGGGCGCAGGGGGCCGCGGAUGGAGCGGGCCGCCGCGGUACGCUGACACCGCAAGCCCGCUGAAGCCUGGCACGAUGGACACGGAGCCGGCUGGCGCGAGCCAAUCGGAACACGGACCGGCCUCCUCCGAUUCGUCUUCCUCGUCGGCCGCGGGCGCGCCCGCGCCGCCCCGCCUCACGCCCAACCCCAUGCUGCUGCAGGACUCGCCGGCGCCGACCGUCACCUCCUCCCCGCCCCCCCCGCUCACCCCCGCGCCCUCCCUCUCUGCACCCAAAAUGGCGGCGGUGAGGACUUCCUUCCCUCUCGUCCCCGCGCCCCCGAAACUGACCGCCACGGCAAGCCCCGCCCUUCGCACGUACGCGCGGCCCAUCCUGCCCUGCGCCGCCAAGACCGCCACGCACGCCUCCGCCGCUUCCUCUUCUGCAGAAAACUCAUCUUCCUCGUCGUCAACGGCCACCUCGUCAACCGAGACCUCCGCCGCGCUGACCAACGGGAGCGUGAGGACCGUUUCCACGGUGACCUCCAACACCCUCACGCCCUUCCACACGCCCGCCAGUCCGCCCGCAAGACAGGCCCCCGCAGCCCCGCCCGCCGGGCCGCCGCGAGCCGAUCCCGGCCCCCCCGCCGCCCUCGUCGCCAGGCGCGGCGCUCCCCAGCGGGCCUCGCUCCUGGGGGGAGGUCUCAAAGGGUCCGGACAGGAGCAGGUGCUGCUCAGAGCUCAGAUGCUGAUCCUCACGUCGGCCGUGCGGGCCGGCCCUUCCUCCUCUUCCUCCUCUCUUGACCCCGCCUCCGCUCAGCUCCGUAGCGGGACGCCGAGGCCGGCCGGCGCCCUCGCCGCCCCCUCUCUGCGUCUGAAGGGCCCGCCUCCGCUCAGUCGCCCGCAAACGCCGCUCUUCCCUCCUCUGAGGCCGCGCCCCCGGCCGGAGACCGCGACCGCGACCGUGCCCGGCCGCCGCCCGUCGGCGCCGCCCCCCCCGACGCUCUACUCGCCGGUCCGAGCCGUCCCCCUGCGGCCCAAACUUCAUUCGGCCGCGGCCUCCCGGGCGCCCGCGCUCGGCGUCCUCCCCGCCGCCGUCCCGCCGCCCUCCGCCUCGUCAUCGGAGACGCCGCCGUCCGCCUCCGGGCGGCUCCGAAUCGUCGCCCUGUCUUCAGCCCGCCCGCCGCCGUCUCUCGCCCGAACCCCUGCGGCCGCGCCGCCGACUCUGAGCGGACAGGGAGCGCUUCCCCUUCCUCGGAGCGCCGCGUCGCCUCCCCGCCGGAAUCCACCGAACGCGAAGGAGAGCGACGCGCCGUGGGGAGGCUUCGCGGAAGACGCAGACGCCGCUCCGAACGACCCGAGACGCCAGGACGCGGACGAGAUGGAGGCGGACGAGGACGACGGCCGGGAAGACGAGCGAGCGCGAACGGACGAGAGUCGCGGCGGCUCGGCGCCCGGGGGCCGGGAGCGCGCCACGGAGCUGCGAGAGGAAGGAGAAGACGCCGCCGAGGCGCCGUCGGCCGGCGGACGGUCGCAGAUGUCGCCGACGCUCGAGGACGCCCGACCCCGAUCGCGGGUCGCCGCCGAGGCUCCGCUUCCGGAAGCGGACCCCGUCCGGCGUUCGCCUCCGGAACUUUCCUCCCACGCCGUCGGGCUGCCAGAACUUCCCGGAGAGAUGGCGGCCUCGCGGGACAUCAUCGACGAGAACGCGUCCGCUCGGUCCGACAACCAAUCGGCGUCGUCCAGCCUGUCGUCGCAGUCUCCGCCCUCGUCUCCGUCGGCGGAUCCCGCCUCCCGCGCCGCCCGGCCGCUCGACCUCAGCCGAUCGCGGCCGGCCGCGGAAACACCCACGGGGGGCGCGCCGCCCGUCGGGCAAACGGAAGACGAGCCGCCCGAGAGGCGGGCGGCGGACGGACCGUGGGAUGCGAGGGCGUGGCCGGAAGGCGGGGACGUCCUGACGCACGUCGUGGAAGGUUUCGUCAUACAGGAAGGACUGCAACCGUUUCCUGUGAACCGCUCGUCGCUGCUUCUGCUCCCUCGGCCGUCGCCGCCGCAGGAAGCCAACGGGAGCGACCGCAAGACGGCCGAGACGGCGACGGAACAUUCGGAGCAUUCUACGGACUCGCAAGAGGACGACGGCCACAAAGACGCGCAGCGGCACGGAACGCGCGGUUGCCAGCGCGAUCGAGCCGUUCUCCACUGCCAGUUCUGCGGCAAGCGAGGCCACGCCCACAACUUCAUGCGCUCCAAGCGUUUCUGCUCGACUUCCUGCGCUCGCGGGUUCAACGUGCGCCUGACGAAGCGUCUGCGAGCGCUGAGCGCCGGCGGCCGCGCGGAGAGGCCGCGACCCGCCCUCAACAGGGCGCAGUCCGUGCCCGGGAAGCCGCUCCUGCUAAGACUGCCUCGAGAUCUCUGGAGCGCCGGACGCCGAGAGGACGACGGCAAGGUUGAGGCGGCGGAGCAAAAAGAGGGAGAGGAGGAGGAAGAGGACAUGGAGGCAGGAGGAGAGGAGGAAGACCAGGAGGACGAAGAGGAGGGGGGACCGGCGGUCGCCCUGACGACCGGGACGGAGAGUCCGGCGUCAGUAACCACGGUGACCGCGUCCACGCCCACAAGCACCUUUAAGGCCGAACCGUCGCAGUGGACUGUGGACGACGUCACGGCCUUCAUACACGCGCUGCCAGUUAUCAAACAGCAAUAAUUUUGCUUCUGAGGGGAAAACACCAAAACUGACCGUCAACACCGCUGGAACUGUGGUGAGGCAGCCAUUUUGCAUUCUUUCAAUUGCAGACAGCAAAAGAAAUGUUAUUUCUCGGAUAUGAAUGAAUGUCUUAUGAAUUUGGGAAAGGGUGGGAACUAUUGCACGUCUGUACCGCUAUUCCGAUUGUAUAAAGACGAGCGCGUCAUGGCUUCCAUGAGUCGUUGGGCUUAUUUCUGCACUCGUAUCUGCAGAAUUUGAAGGGCGACGUGCAAAUUGCGCAACUCCCUACGUUGUUAGCAAGCUGUUUGCCUUUUUUUUGCCAGAAGGAGUUUCAACUCCCACCUGCGGCAGAACUUUGCUCACGUUCCGGGAGAGGCGGGGGACAUCGAGUCCGAGCCGACCGCGCCUCCGUCGACGAGGCGGCCGACCGGCGCUGCGGCCGUAAGGCGGUCGGCGCCGGUCGCGGCGGCGAUCCCCGAACGGCGAGGGGUGCCGUCGAGCCGAAGGAGGAGUCCUACGGGACUCCCGAGGCGGCCGAUGGGUACCGGCCGGCCGAGCGGAAUGCAGCUUUGGCGGUCGCUGAAGCAAAAAGUCGGGCACGGGAGGAGUUCGGUGAGUCCACGGAGAACGACUUCCGGACGGCUUCGAGGAAAUUCUGGUCCGCCGUCUCAGGAGGGGGAAGCGGUGCUCCGUCAACACUGCGUACAGCGGGGACGGGGCGCCGCCGACCUCGACUCGGGACGUUGUGAGUCGGCGGGGAGAAUACUUCGAAGACCUCCUCGGUUCCGCCGACACGCCUUCCCGUGAGGAAGCAGAGUCGGGGUUCUCUGAGGCGGGCUCUCCUACCUCUGGGGUCGAGGUCAGCGAGGUGGUUAAAAAGCUCCUCGGUGGAUGAGCUUCGCCCGGAGUUCCAAAAGGGUCUGGAUGUUGCGGGGCCGUCCCGGUUGACACGCCUCUGCAACGUCGCGUGGACAUCGGGGACAGUGCCUCUGGAUUGGCAGACUCGGGUGGUGGGCCCCGUUUUUCAGAAAGGGGACCGGAGGGUGUGUCAAAUCCGAGACCGCGGUCCUCAGUCGGAAAAAGGCGGCGUGCCCGCUCCGGGUCGGGGAUGAGAUCCUGCCCCGAGUGGAGGAGUUCAAGUAUCUCGGGGUCUCGUUCACGAGCGAGGGAAGAACGGAACGGGAGAUCGACAGGCGGAUCGGCGCGGCGUCCGGAAGCGACGCGGACUUCGUAUCGGUCCGCUGUGGUGAAGAAGGAGCUGAGCCGAAAGGCGAAGCGCUCGAUUGACCGGUCGAGCUACGUUCCUACCCUCGCCUGUGGUCACGAGCCGCGGGUCGUGACCCAAAGAACGAGACCCCGGAUACGAGCGCCCGAAAUGAGUUUCUUCCGCAGGGUGUCCGGGCUCUCCCUUAGAGGGAGGGCGAGACGCUCGGUCGUCCGGGAGGAUGUCAGAGUAGAGCCGUUGCUCCUCCGAGUACGGGAGGAGCCAGAUGAGGCGGCCGGGGCAUCCGAUUCCGUGUUCCGGGCACGUCCCAACGGGAGGAGACCCCGGGGACGACCCGACUACGUCUUUCGGCUACGCCUCGGGAUUCCCCCCCGGAAGAGCUGGACGAAGUGGCUGGGGAGAGGGAAGUCUGGGCGUCCCCGCUGAGGCUGCCGACCCCGUGACCCGACCUCGGAUAAGCGGAAGACGAUGGAUGGAUGUUUAUGUCUUUAUGGUUAUAAAAGGAAGUGUGUUUGAAUGGGCCGCCGCCCAGUCAGGAUUGCCUUUGACAAUUUGAAAUGUUUUGAACAUGGCGCUUACAGCGUGGGAGCUCCUUACACACAGAAAAAUUGCCAAAUAGAAUCUUAUUUUUUUCUUGCGUGAUUAGCGCAAGUAUAUAAAAAUGACCCAUAUGUACUUGCGCACACACACGCACAUAAAUACAUUCACAAAACAAACCGUAUACGAUGUUGACGUGCAUCGAGUACGGGCACAGUGUUUGCUUGUUUGUUCAUUUUAGGCUGCGGCGAGGUUUCGUCGGCUUUCCGUCUUCAGGAGAUCGACGGCCAAGCGUUGCUGCUGCUGACCGAAGAACAUCUGAUGAGCAGCAUGAA